AUGGGUAAUAGUUCUAUCAACUCAAUUGCAUAUUCCGCAAUUGGCAUAUCUCUGUUAAGCUUUGCAAUUUGCAUAUAUUCACUGCGUGAAUUGGCUUUCAAAAUAAAUACUAUCAAUUAUGAGGUCGAACAAGAGGUCAAUGAUUUUCGCAUGAUGGAAAAACACAUUUGGGGUGAAUAUAGUCAUAAGAUGGGUGCGGUCAGCUUUGCCAAGAUUAGGGUGGCAAGGCAAGCGCAACAGUGCCGUUGUAAUGUAAAUAAUCUUUGUCCACCAGGACCUCCCGGACCACCUGGUGAGCCUGGACAAGAUGGAACUCCUGGCCUCCCUGGGCCUGUUGGAGCACCAGGCCUCCCAGGUAAUAUGCCAUCUAUUAAUUAUCAUUUCGAAGGACGAUGCCGUGUGUGUCCUAAUGGACCACCAGGACCGCCAGGACCUAUGGGACGACAAGGACAACCAGGUAUUGGGGGCCCACCUGGACCACCAGGAAAUCGCGCUCAAAAUGGCAAUCGUGGACCACCAGGUCCUCCAGGUCCACCAGGAGAAGCAGCACAACCUGGUCGACCUGGUGAACCAGGUCCACCUGGGACACCAGGAUCUCAAGGCAGCAAAGGAUCACCUGGACCACGUGGACCACCGGGACCUCCUGGACCACCUGGUCAAUUAGGUCCAUUAGGAUUUCCUGGGAAUGCUGGAAGGCCAGGGUCUCCAGGACCCCAAGGACCAAUGGGAGAACCUGGACCAGAUGGACCAAAUGGACCACCAGGACAAAGUGGUCCUAGUGGUCCACCUGGCCAAGAUGCUACAUACUGUCCAUGUCCUCGUCGUCGUAUGGCAGUUUCAUUACUGGCGACCUAA
Messenger RNA from Thelazia callipaeda (thelaziosis nematode), 855 nucleotides. NCBI's taxonomy places the organism in Eukaryota, Metazoa, Nematoda, Chromadorea, Rhabditida, Thelaziidae. The record is from the annotation of a GenBank genome assembly.